GAGUCCAAAGCAACAUGUCUCUACAACGCUCAACAGCUCCAUUAGUAUGGGUUGAUUGUGAGAUGACAGGUCUCGAUCCCGAAACCGACCAAAUCCUCCAAAUCUGCUGUUUCGUAACCGAUGCGCAACUACAACUUAUCGAGCCCAAUGGCUUCGAGGUCAUUGUCCACCAGCCUAAAUCCAAGCUAGAUGCCAUGUCGCAGUGGUGUAUUGAUACACACGGUAGAUCCGGACUUACGCAAGCUGUGCUCGCUUCUACUACAGACGCCGCGACCGCAUCGAGUCAAUUACUGGCCUAUAUCAAGCGAUACGUUACUGAACCACGGACUGCGUUGCUGGCGGGAAACAGUAUUCAUGCCGACCGAGCUUUUCUCGCGAAACCCCCGUAUUCGCUUGUACUCGAAUGGCUACAUUAUCGUCUGCUUGACGUGAGCACCAUCAAGGAAGCAGUGAGACGAUGGGGUAGCGAUGAACUGCUCCGUGCAGCCCCACCGAAGCGCGAGGUCCAUCUGGCUAGGGAUGAUAUUCUUGAGAGCAUCGAAGAGAUGAAGUAUUAUCGCUUGAAGCUCUUCGGCGGGCGGUGAUGGCUGGGCCCACGUCAGAUGGCCGACACAUAUACCAGCUACGGCUCUCUUCUACAUCGUAUAUUGCAAACAACAAUAUACGAGCAUAUAUAUCGAUGGGCAAUAAAUUCCAAUUGCCUCGAUAAAAGCAACUGGCUCGCAGUACGGUGAGGACCUGACGGUGAGGACGGUGAGCACGGUGGUCUGCAGGUCUGGAUCUGAGAAAUAGUCCCCACUCGGUGGCUGAUUGUUUGUUUACCGCAAGAAGCGACUUGAUCGCAUUCGACGUAGAGGAACAAAAUAACAAUGAGUGUGAUAGAAGAUAGAGUGAGUUAUAUUCAAUUAAAUUGUAUCUGUAGUUGUUG
Messenger RNA from Talaromyces stipitatus ATCC 10500, 928 nucleotides. Its product is annotated as RNA exonuclease Rex2, putative. NCBI's taxonomy places the organism in Eukaryota, Fungi, Ascomycota, Eurotiomycetes, Eurotiales, Trichocomaceae. Gene Ontology annotation, cellular component: mitochondrion. Bases 15 to 584 code for a protein of 189 amino acids. Gene Ontology annotation, molecular function: nucleic acid binding; 3'-5'-RNA exonuclease activity. The transcript has 2 exons. The record is from RefSeq and is a predicted model, not a curated record.